Phodopus roborovskii (desert hamster) is the source of this 556-nucleotide messenger RNA. It is a transcript of the gene Spmap1, whose product is annotated as chromosome unknown C17orf98 homolog. Bases 4 to 471 code for a protein of 155 amino acids. The record is from RefSeq and is a predicted model, not a curated record. The transcript has 3 exons. Lineage: Eukaryota; Metazoa; Chordata; Mammalia; Rodentia; Cricetidae.
GGGAUGUCUCAGUUUUAUGAGUGUCCUCUGCGACUCGAAAAGGGAUUUGUUUUGGAUGGGGUGGCUGUGAGCACAAUGGCCCGGGCCUACAGCCUCUCGAGGCCCAAGCUGUGGUCCGCGAUUCCGCCUUACAACCCACAACAGGACUACCACACUCAUAGGUACUUCCAGAGCCGCGUGGUUCCGCCCAUUUUGCGGAAAACUGAUCAGGAUCAUGGCGGUACAGGAAGGGAUGGCUGGAUAGUGGAUUAUUUCCACAUUUUUGGUCAAGGACAGAGAUAUCUGAACAGGAGAAACUGGGCAGGGGCAGGGCAUUCCAUCCAGCAGGUGAGUGGACAUGACCACUACAAUGCCAAUCUGAAGACGAUAAAUGUGGGCUUAAACGGUCGAUUUGGCUACCGCCGGAACACUCCAGCCCUCCGACAGCGCACAUCAGUGUUCGGGGAAGUCACCCCAUUCCCCAUUUUCUGAAGACACUACUUCACAGGCCUUGACUUGAAUCUCUAAGACAGAUGUUUAGAUGACCUGUCAAUACUAUUCUAUAUUUUUAAAAGUU